AUGGCUUCAGGUGGUAAACAGCAAUUCCCACCUCAAAAACAAGAGACUCAGCCUGGGAAAGAGCAUGCCAUGGACCCCACCCCUCAGUUCACAAACCCAGAUUACAAACCCUCCAAUAAGCUCCAAGGGAAAGUGGCGCUAGUGACAGGUGGUGACUCUGGGAUAGGGCGAGCUGUGUGCCAUCUCUUUGCUCAAGAGGGUGCAACUGUGGCCUUCACAUAUGUGAAGGAGCAGGAGGACAAGGACGCACGUGACACAAUGCAAAUGAUCAAGCAGGCCAAGACUUCUGAUGCCAAAGACCCCAUGGCACUAGCAGCUGAUCUGGGUUAUGAUGAAAACUGCAAGAAGGUCGUUGAUGAGGUGGCCAAAGCCUAUGGACGCAUUGAUAUUCUGGUUAACAAUGCUGCCGAGCAGUACAAGGCAAGCUCAGUUGAAGAUAUUGAUGAACCCCGUUUGGAGGGGGUGUUCAGGACCAACGUAUUUUCUUAUUUCUUCAUGACCAGGCAUGUUUUGAAGCACAUGAAAGAAGGUGGCUCCAUAAUCUGCACAACAUCAGUGGUGGCCUACAAAGGAAAUGAUAAGCUGCUUGAUUAUACUGCAACAAAGGGUGCCAUUGUGUCCUUCAUUAGAGGACUUGCACUUCACCUAGUAGGCAAAGGCAUACGUGUCAACGGUGUGGCGCCUGGACCAAUCUGGACCCCGUUGAUCCCCUCAUGUUUCGAUGAGGAAGAGACUGCACAGUUUGGCUCUGAAGUGCCAAUGCAGCGCGCUGGGCAGCCGUUUGAGGUUGCCCCGUCCUACGUCUUCCUUGCUUCCAAUGCUUUCUCUUCCUACUAUACUGGCCAAGUUUUCCAUCCUAAUGGUGGGGUAUGA
Molecule: messenger RNA, 873 nt
Organism: Prunus armeniaca (apricot)
Lineage: Eukaryota; Viridiplantae; Streptophyta; Magnoliopsida; Rosales; Rosaceae
Source: the annotation of a GenBank genome assembly